GGGUGACUCCAUUUUUGGCUCUCUGCAAGCGAGACUCCAAUUCAUUCUGCUCCCAUUUCACGCUUUAUAUAAUUCUAAUACAAAAAAUUCUCUUUCAGUUACAAAGAAACUUCAACAACGAUUGAUUGACCGCACAAUUAGUAACAGAAGACGUUCAAAGCAUUAUAUAAUUGAUAAACCAAAGGAUGUCUUCGCCGAGCAAGAGAAGAGACAUGGAUGUAAUGAAAUUGAUGAUGAGUGACUAUACUGUGGAGCCAAUCAAUGAUGGGAUUAAUGAAUUCAAUGUCAAAUUCCAUGGCCCUAAAAGAAGUCUUUAUGAAGGCGGUGUUUGGAAAAUCCAUGUCGAACUACCAGAUGCUUACCCAUACAAAUCUCCCUCCGUUGGCUUUCUUAAUAAAAUUUACCACCCUAAUGUGGAUGAGAUGUCUGGUUCUGUAUGCUUGGAUGUCAUCAACCAAUCAUGGAAUCCAAUGUUUGAUCUUUUCAACAUAUUUGAGGAUUUCCUUCCACAGUUGCUGCUUUAUCCAAAUCCUUCAGACCCGCUAAAUAGUGAUGCAGGAUCAUUGAUGAUAAAAGAUAAGAAGCUGUAUGAAGAAAAAGUGAAAGAGUACUGUGAACGUUAUGCAAAAAAGGAAAAUAUUUCCAAGACUAUUUCAGAAGAGCGCAAUGACAUCAGCCAUGAAGAUAUUAGUGAUGGAGGAAGCACACCAAGUGACGACAAUGUUGCUGGUGAAGCAGAUUCCUGAAGCUCUUUCCAUCAAAUUUAGUGUAGGCAGUCUUUUCAUACUUUAAACAUCCAUUUAAAUAUUCUUUCUUUUUUAGUUGCUAGUCGGUCAUCCAUUUGAAUGUUUGUAAAUUGAUGAAGAAUUAGUUAGGAUCAAGUACAUGAUACCUUGCAUGUGUAAACAAAAUGGUAUUUAGCAUGGGAAAUUGGAUAUAGUGAAAAUUUGAAAAAAAAAAAAAUAGAACAAGGAGAUCAAAUAAAUACAGUGGAAUAUUUUGUA
Molecule: messenger RNA, 1004 nt
Organism: Ricinus communis (castor bean)
Lineage: Eukaryota; Viridiplantae; Streptophyta; Magnoliopsida; Malpighiales; Euphorbiaceae
Product: ubiquitin-conjugating enzyme E2-23 kDa
Exons: 7
Coding region: 186-746 (186 amino acids)
Biological process (GO): ubiquitin-dependent protein catabolic process; protein polyubiquitination
Cellular component (GO): nucleus
Molecular function (GO): ubiquitin conjugating enzyme activity
Source: RefSeq, a predicted model, not a curated record